Molecule: messenger RNA, 1369 nt
Organism: Pseudopodoces humilis (Tibetan ground-tit)
Lineage: Eukaryota; Metazoa; Chordata; Aves; Passeriformes; Paridae
Source: RefSeq, a predicted model, not a curated record
AUGGCGGCCGCGCUGGAGGAGGCGGUGGGCACCGUGUGCUGGUGGGGGCUGUCCCCGGCCAUCGAUCUCCGCCUGCACCUGCCGCCGGAACCGGACCCCGCGGCCGAGGCCUCGGUGCUGCUGCUGGGGGCGGCCGAGGGCCGGCACCUGCUGAUGACGGCGGCCCGGGCCCGCCGGGGACCCCCCCGAGCCAUCACCCUGUUCGUGCUCGAGCAGAGCCCCGAGCCCGUGGCCCGGCAGCUCCUGUUCCUCUUGCUGGCGCUGGAAGCCCCGGACCGGCCCAGACCGGCAGCCCGCGCCGCCGCCAUCCUGGAGCUGUUCGGUUCCGGGACGCUCCGGGCCGGCACCGCCGCUCUGCUCCGCGGGGCCGCGGGCCGCCUCCGCCGCUGGGUCACUGCGGACCGGCACCGGCACCGGCACCGGGACUGGGAUGGGCCCGCGGACCUGCGGCUCAUGAAGGUCAGAACCGGGGCUGGGAUCCGGUACCGGGGCUGCACGGGGAGCGGGACCGGGAUCCGCACCGGGACCGGGACGCGCUGGAGGCGGUUCUGCGGCGCUGGGAGCGGGCGCUACCGGAGCCGGUACCGGGGGCCCAGGCGCUACCGGAGCCGGUACCGGGGGCCCAGGCGCUACCGGAGCCGGGCGCUGCCGUUGCUGACCCCCGAGCUGGGGGCUCUGGCGGCCCCCGGGGCCACGCUGCUGCUGGAGCUGCCCACGUGGAGACCCCCGGAGGAUGAGGGGGAGGGUCCCGAGCCCCCCCCGCAGCCCCCUCCCCUCCGCCGCAAAUCCUCGGCCAAUUACCGGAGCUACGCCGUGGAGCCCCACGCCAAGAGAAAAUCCAAAAUCUCAGCGUCUCGCAAGCUGCAGCUGAAGACGCUGCUGCUGCAGAGGGCGAAGCGGGAGCUGGAGAAGGAGGAGCAGGAGAAAGCGGCCGAAAAGAUUCGGGUGGUGGGGGAGCUGUGCCCACCCCUGGCGGCCCUGGAGGGGAUGGGGGUGACGGAGCUGCAGGAGCUGUGCCGGGAGCUGCACGCCCGCGUGGCGCGCGUGGACGAGGAGCGCUACGACAUGGGGACGCGCGUCAGCAAGAACGUCACCGAGCUGGAGGAGCUGCGGCGCCGCGUGGCCGCCGGGCGUUUCGUGAGGCCCAACCUGAGGAGGGUGAGGCUGUCGGCUGACGCCAUGAUGGCGGCGCUGCUGGGCACCAAACCGCGCGUGGGCACCGACCUGAGGGCCGGGCUGCGCCAGGUGCGCAAGGACGACGCCGAGAAGGAGAGUUACGAGGUCGGGGACUGGCGCAAGAACGUGGACGCCAUGAGCGGCAUGGAGGGGCGCAAGAAGAAAUUCGAGGGGGCGGCGGCCUGAGGGUGAG